UAGCAGCGCUCGUGUUGUUUUGUAUCUCGUUUGCCCUCGUGUUGGCUUGUAUUAUCAAGUUAAACUCUGUUUGGUCUCACUCCUCCAGUCCUGUCACGGUCUUGUGUCAGAUUGGCUCCUUUUUUGGCUUCUAUUAUUGUUUUUGGCUCCUUUAUUUACGUGAUAAACAAUCGACCAUCCCCUCUCUUCCAUCUUCCAUCUCUUUCUCUCUCUCACCCCCCUCCUCUCUCUCUCUCUCUCUUUCUCCAAGCAAGCUCUCAGCUCCCGACUCUAUUUAUAGCACGGUCCCGCCCCUCCCCUGUCGCUCGGCAGCUAUUUCCAGCAGCCUGAAGCAGCUCCAGUCUGUUUGUAAACUCCACGUCUCUACACCUCUGCUCUCCCGUUCGCCACGCACAGCGGGUGAAGCUGCAGAGAUUCGGCUUAAAACAAAUACAUAAAGCAAGCAACACAGUCACACUAAACAGAACAACGUCGGACGGUUCACUUUAAGCCCAUUCAUCAGGAGAGCAAGUUGUACUGUUCUGUAGCGAGGACUGGCUGGCUGUACAGAGAGACGAGGGGAAGGAAGGAACAGAGGGACUGGCAUGCAAAAGUCUCUCCUGUUCUGUCGCUUUUAUCUCGUCUUUCGAAGCUCUGUCGCAUUUCGUCAUGGGGAAGUCUCUCUUUUGGAGUCCGCCGAUACCACAUGCAUAACUUCAGAUGAUUGCAGGAUACAGGCACGCUCAGACGGGGGGACUUGGAUGCAAGCUGGACUUGUCGGUGUGAAUUAGCAGUUUGUUUCUGACAUAGAUGAUUAGACAAGAAGGUGAUGUGGUUUAUGAAUAGACUCAUUUGUAUGUCAUACAGCUGAUGGUUCUGAGUGGACAAUUUAAGGAUUUGUCUUCUGCGUUUCCUUCCACGGAAACCAGUUCUGCUUGCAUUUUUGAUUUGUUUGUUUUUUUUUUUUUUUUUAAACCAUGGAGCUAAUGGGCAAAGCGAUUGAUGAUUUGUUGCAUGCAUGUACCUUUUGAUAAAAAAGGACGCACUGCUUUUUUCCCCUCUUCCUUCAAAUGUGUUUGCAUUUUUCACUUUUUUGAUGGAGAGUGGGUUGCCAUCUCCUUUUUCAUGUUGAUUUUGCUUCAUUUUUGCAUUAAUUGUGUGGCAUUAUUUUGAGACUGGCAUGCUUUUGAAGCCAACCGUACCGGGACUGUGCGCGAUGUUGCAGACGAUCUAUGAGACAGAAUCCUGCUUCUCUUCAGACAGCACGUCCAGCAGAGAGCGACCCGUGGAGCUGCUUCCUCAAUCUAGAAGCACCAGCAUGCCUAGCACUGCCGUGGACGUGAAGACUUUGUUACCAUCUGGGAUGCAGAGCCCGGUGGGAGGCGGAGGAGAUCAGGGCGGAGGUAGCGGAGGCCCGGUGGACCUGCGUACAGACCCGCGUCUGAGCGCUCUGAGCACAGUGGACCCGGCGCUGAGAGAAAAACAGCUUCAGCACGAGCUGCUCUUACUCAAACAACAGCAAGAGCUCCAGAAACAGCUGCUGUUCGCAGAGUUCCAGAAGCAGCAUGAAGUUUUGACACGCCAACAUGAAGUGCAGCUACAGGAACAUCUUAAGCAACAGCAGGAGAUCCUUGCCGCAAAGCGUCAGCAGGAGCUGGAGCAGAAGAGGAAGUUGGAACAGCAGCGUCACGAAGAGAUGGAGAAGCAGAGAUUAGAACAACAGCUGAUCAUGCUACGGAACAAAGAGAAGGGCAAAGAGAGUGCCAUCGCCAGUACUGAGGUCAAACUGAAGCUGCAGGAGUUCCUGUUAAGCAAAAAGGAGCCCGGCCCCGGUGGUCUCAACCAUUCCUUCCCCCAGAAGUGCUGGGGGGCUCACCACACGUCCCUGGAGCAGAGCUCCCCUCCACAGAGCAACACACCGGGCACACCGCCCUCCUACAAACUUCCCCCGCUGUUAGGGUCCUAUGAGGGCAAGGAUGACUUCCCUCUCCGUAAGACCGCCUCUGAGCCCAAUCUGAAGGUACGUUCACGGUUAAAACAGAAGGUGGCUGAGAGGAGGAGCAGCCCACUGCUUAGACGGAAAGAUGGUACUGUGAUCAGCACCUUCAAGAAAAGGGCAAUUGAGAUCUCAGUGUCCUCUAUGUGCAGCAGUGCCCCUGGCUCGGGUCCCAGUUCUCCGAACAGCUCUAACUGUGCCAUUGCCGAGAACGGCUCCAGCGGAUCCGUCCCGAACAUCCACGCUGAGCAAUUGCGUUCUCUGCAUCAGUCUUUGACUGGAGAUGGGACACCAAGUCCCCUUACCCUUUACACAUCUCCAUCUCUGCCCAACAUCUCUCUGGGACUGCCUGCCAACGCACACAUCACGGCCCCCCAGAAACUCGGUGCCCAGCAGGAGGCAGAGCGGCAGACAAUCCAGAGUAUGCGUCAAGGUGGGGCACUGACAGGGAAGUUCAUCAGCACAUCGUCCCUGCCAGCGUGCCUUCCCACCGGGGCACCCCAUGACCCCGAGCCCCCUUCCGCCUCUAAUAGCCACAGUAGCCAUUCCUCGCUGCUCCAGCACGUCCUACUCUUGGAGCAGGCUCGUCAACAGAGUGCACUUCUCGCAGUUCCCAUGUAUGGACAGUCUCCGCUGGUAACGGGUGAGCGGGUGUCCAACAGCAUGCGUACAGUGAAUAAGUUGCCUAGGCACCGACCACUGAGCCGUACACAGUCAGCGCCCCUGCCGCAAACACCGCAGGCCCUGCAGCACCUCGUAAUGCAACAGCAGCACCAGCACUUCCUUGAGAAACAGAAACACUACCAACUAAAUAAGGUAGAGGAAGCUGUGAUGAUCCUCUCCAAAGGGGCGGAGCUUCCAAGACAGCCUCCCACUCACCCAGAGGAGACGGAGGAGGAGCUUACGGAAACCACAGAAAUGCAGGACGAGCGAGGGGAGGGGCCUGAUCAUGUAAGGGAGGGGCUACAGAAAGAUAGCUCCGGUGAGACCACACCCCCUUCGGAACGUCUGGUCCCGUUGAAGGGAGAAAGCACAGAAAGUGACUUGGAGGAAGAUGAUGAUGAAGAUGAAGCAAUUGAACUCAGAGAAUGUGAUGAAGAGGGCGCCCCCUAUGGCCAGUAUUUGGACCAGCAGCAUGUGCAGCAACUGAAUGUGUUCCAGGCCUCCCUGUCCAUCACGGGAAUGCCCCACAGACCCCUGGGAAGGGCACAGUCGUCCCCCGUCACUUCUAGUCUUAAAGCAGCACCCCUGAACGAGGUGCCCAUUAAGCAUCUCUUCACAACAGGGCUGGUGUACGACACCUUCAUGCUAAAGCACCAGUGCAUGUGUGGGAACACAAACAUCCAUCCCGAACACGCCGGUCGCAUUCAGAGCGUUUGGUCAAGGUUGCAGGAAACGGGCCUGCUUGGUCGCUGUGAGAGGAUCAGGGGAAGGAAGGCCACACUAGAUGAAAUCCAAACCGUUCAUUCUGAGUACCACACGCUGCUCUACGGCACCAGUCCCCUGAACCGACAGAAACUGGACAGCAAGAAACUUUUAGGCCCAAUAAGUCAGAAAAUGUACGCUGUCCUUCCGUGUGGAGGCAUUGGGGUGGACAGCGACACAGUGUGGAACGAGAUGCACUCGUCGGGUGCCGUCCGCAUGGCGGUGGGCUGCGUCAUAGAGCUGGCCUUUAAAGUUGCUGCUGGGGAGCUGAAGAACGGUUUUGCGGUGGUCCGUCCUCCUGGUCAUCAUGCUGAGGAAUCCACUGCCAUGGGUUUUUGUUUCUUCAACUCAGUGGCCAUCACUGCCAAACUCCUGCAGCAGAAACUAGGGGUGGGCAAGAUCCUAAUCAUAGACUGGGAUAUUCACCAUGGAAACGGGACCCAGCAGGCCUUCUAUAAUGACCCCAAUGUGCUGUACAUUUCCCUGCACCGUUAUGACGAUGGCAACUUUUUCCCAGGCAGUGGCGCUCCUGAGGAGGUGGGUGUGGGUCCAGGAGAGGGCUUUAACGUCAACAUUGCAUGGACAGGUGGAGUGGAGCCACCUAUGGGUGAUGUGGAGUAUCUGACUGCCUUCAGAACGGUGGUGAUGCCCAUAGCCAAUGAGUUCUCCCCGGAUGUGGUGCUAGUGUCAGCUGGCUUUGAUGCUGUGGAGGGCCACCAGUCCCCCCUCGGUGGAUACAACGUCACCGCCAAAUGUUUCGGCCAUCUCACUAAGCAGUUGAUGAAGUUGGCUGGCGGCCGUGUGGUUUUGGCACUGGAAGGAGGUCACGACCUUACCGCCAUCUGUGACGCAUCCGAAUCCUGCGUGGCUGCAUUGCUUGGAGACGAGUUGGAUCCUCUACCACUGACGGUGCUUCAACAGAAACCUUGUCCAAAAGCCACAGCCUCUCUAGAGAGGGUCAUUGAGAUUCAGAGUAAACACUGGACGUCUCUGCAGAGGUUGGCUCCUACAGUAGGUCAAUCUCUACUGGACGCUCAGAGACGAGAGAAGGACGAGGCAGACACUUUGACCGCCAUGGCCUCUCUCACUGUGGACAACGAUCAGCAAACAACUUCCACAGAAACCAGCAGAUCAGCAGAGGAGCCGAUGGAGGAGGAACCCGUGUUGUAGAAGAGCGAGUAAAGUUCAUCACUGCUCCAACCUUCUUGUCCACGCGUGCUUGGCACCGUUCACCCUGACGUCACGCCUCAUGAUCCUCCUCCCAGCUCUUUGAUUGGUUCCCUCGGUCCUUCACUCAUUUCCAGGUGCUUGACUGACACGUUCACAGCCCACCCACUUUCGCUUUUCUGAGGUAAAGCAUAGCAAACUGUUGCCGAAAGGAGGCGACAAAGGCAUAAUGGGUAAUUACAGGACCACUCAGUGAGGGUUGCACCGCUGGAUAGGCUGAACAGUGAAGUACUCUUCAGAGAAAGGCCUUUGAUUUCAAUUUAUCAUUGUUUUGGACUGAGGACGUAAAGAAGAAAAUGCAAAAACAAAAAAAAAAAGAAGAAGAGGAGGAGGAAGGGAAAAACGACACGACAGCACAUGGAUGUUGUUGCUCGGAGGGCCGCGAAAAAAGCUUUGUUUUCUGUACAAAGUAUAAGAAAUGUAUAAAGUUCCAAAAAAAGCCAACAAGCAGCAAAAAUACUUCAGCACAAAACACACAUAUACACUCAUUCACAAAUGAACGUGGUUCCCAACAGAGGAACCAGAUGUUCGGAUCGUGACAAAACACCUUUUGCUGACAAGUAUACUCGUUUACACUGUACCGUGUCGAUUAUUUGGUAUACUUGUUCAUCUGUAUAAUAACCUGUUAUGAAAAGCACACAAACAUAUGAGAAAUAUAAAUAUAUAUAAUAUAUAUAUAUAAAUAUACAUACAUAUAUAUAUAAACAUAUGUGUUUUGUGUGUGCCGUAUUCACAUUUGAACACAAAAAAUAUAUAUAAAUACUUUAUAUCCCCUUUAUGGAACAUUUUCUUAUCAGCUGUGGUUGUACAUACAGUAAAAGAGCCUGCAGACUUUUAUCCGGAAGUGGAAAAAUGAUGGUUAGCCUUUUUUCCCAGAAGCAUUUCUUUUCUCUAAGAAAAACAUACUUUUUUUGGAAUAUACGGCUUUGCUAUAACAUGCUCGCAACAUAAAUAACGGCAACCCAUCCAUUUUACGACAAAGAUGUAAAAUACGAAGAAAGGAUUUUCAAAGCGUCCAUCUCGACCUUCGUGGAGAACGAGGAAAGACGCGUUGUGGUUAUGUCUGAAGAAAGACUUUUUUUUCCAAGAACUUGGUGCCUUUUAUACUAAGGAAAACAUUUAAUAACACCAAUACUUAAUGAAUCGCAAAUCCUCAGACUUAACUUUCAUUGAUUUGUUUGUUUUUCAAAUUGCCUUAAUUUUUUCAAAGAAAACGAAUUUUAGCCAUGAACGACGGAGAGCACAAAACGAUUAUUAUCCUCCUUUUACCCCAGUUUCUUUCUGUUUCUCUUCUUUCCUUCUCAUUGUUUUCCUUUUUUUUUUUUUUUUAAAUGAUGUAAAUGUUGCGUUCUUGGUAAAAAGUUUUGAUACUUCUUUUUUUAUUUUAGUGUUGACGAAAGAACGAACGAAAGAAAUGAAAUGAUUGUUUUAUUUAUCAGUCCUGUGUCGUAGACUAGCACAUGACGUGAUUGUUUGGAAACACUGACCAACUUCCUGUUUGUUUUCUUCCUUUGUACAUGUAUUUGUUUGGCUCCCUUACACUCGUUUAUUUGAAACUUGUUUAAUUUGACUUUAUUUCCGAGAGAGUGUUAGCGGUGACCUUUUUUUAUUAAAACAUUUCCUUUUUUGUACAAAAAUGUAAACGAAAACAGAAACAAAAGAGUCUGUAUCAGUGUUAAUUUCGUCAUUUGAUUUGAAGUAUUCUCUGAUAAGGAAUGUACAGCGUGGUACAGAUAUUAUCGAUGAUGUUGAUUUAUGUCACUGUGCAGUGCAUUUGGCAUUGUCCUUUUUCAGGAUUUAAGGAUAUUUUUUUUCCGGCAAUAAGAGUGACUACCACUUUUUUUGUUUAACACUAAACUACUCUACAAACUUUUGGUUACAUUUUCAUCACCUUUUGAUAUAGCUUUUGUGCUAUGAAUAUGGUUCUUUUUCACCAGACUAAUUAGUAUUGUUCCUAACUGUUGACAGUCUGUCGUAUGCUGGUUAUUCUCUUGUGCACUUGUGGAUGAAAUGCAAUGGCUUGUUUAUGACCCUGAAAUAACGAUCCUUUAUUACAUUUUCACUGUGUGACAACCGCUUUUGGGGGCCAAAUUCGAUUUAAUCUUCUGCGUCUUUAAUGUCAACCUCUUCCUUUAGCAAUGUCACAGAAGUCAACGUCACCAACAUUUCUUGGUCUGAGAGGUGACAACGUGUCUAAUGGCAAGUACUUUCAAUGAGACUGAACCGGGCCUCAAGCAUCUUGCACUAAUACUACACUGUAGGUCCGAACCUAAUCACGUUUUUUACUUUCGGUUCUCAUACUCAAAUUACGAGGCAUUAAAAGCAAAGUGAAUUAUCUCAGCAAAUGCAUUUAAAUAGUGUGUGAACUCUCUCGUCAGCGUUUUUUCUUUGUGUAUGUUCAUUGGUUCACCGAUGAACUGUUGAUGUUGAAACGAAAAUGCGCAUUUCUUGACUCUGCUCUCAUUUGAUUUAUUUAUUUGGAGUCAGAAAUGACUGCUGAAAGUAAGUUGCAUUGCUUCUGGAUCAAUGUUUGUGUCAUUGUAAAUCUAUGAGAAAUUAAAUAUUGUCUCUUCUCUUUGACAGCCUCAUAUCCUCUGGGCAAUAACUUUAAAAAAAAAAAAAAAAUUCACAUCACAAAUGUGAUGCAAAUAACGGGCCAGUUUUUUUCUCAACAACAGUCCUCUAUGAAGAGCCAUGUUAGUUACGUCACCAUUUAACUGUUUUUGCUCUCUGUUGAAACACUAACGUCACCUUCAGCUGUUCAUUCUGUCUCUAACCGUAGUUGUUAUCAUCAUGGUACCGAGCGCAUUGACUUGGUUUUUUGCGGUUACAGAGAAACACUUAAGGCUGACACCAGCCUCUGUACUUAGAUACUGUAAUAUACACUAAGAGAAUUUCCCUCUUCUAUGUGGCUGUUUGAAUCAGGAACUACUGUGAUCAGGUUUUGUAACGUUUGGAUGUAGAUCACCAGCCAUUUGUGCAUAGUUUUGUAUCUUCACACUAUAUGGUGUCAAACUGUUUAUUGACCGUGCAGUUGCUGGUGAAAGUUUUUUGUCCGCUCCUUUUUUUAGUUUUAAGGAUGAAUCAGCUGACGUGUUGGUCUCUGAGAAGUCCCUUUUUGAGACCUAAAUCUUCUGCUUAGGUGUGUUGGGUUGAGCAAUACAUAGAGAGGGGAAAUAAUCGAUCAGACGUAAUACAGUACAACGCUUGGUUUUCUUAAACUAGCCACUGAGGGAGGCUGUUCAUUUUUGAUGGAGGUUUACGCAAUGAUCUUUACACAAAGAAAACAACGUCAACGGCAUGAACAGGGCCUUACGAUGGACACCGGGAAACCUCUUUAUGUGUAAAAGACAUCGCCAUUCGCCAUGGAAGAUAGCUUUACUGUCUCUGCCACACAUUUUGCUAUUGGGUAAAUAUGUAUAUUUAUUGAUAAUUCAUAUGUUGUGUAUAUGUAGUGACCUAUGAUCGUCGAGGUUCAAAGAGUGCUUGUAUAUUUUUUGACUUUUUUGAAAGAGAGGUUGUGUCUCCUUCACUGUCCCUUCAUUUCUUUGCUGUUCUACAUCACUUGUUGUGAUUGGGUGUUUCAAUUUGUGAGAUCUUUUAACCUUACAUUUUUAACAUCCUUUCUCUCUAAUCUCUUCUCUCUCUUUCUUGUCUAUCUUCUGGUCAUAUUGAUAUGCAGAAGUUAUCUGAAAUUAUCAAAGCACAUUCCCUGUUUUAUUGUGUUCUUUCAAUGCUUUCAUGUUGCGACAAUACAAAGGUGUGUAUACUAACUGCUACACACGUGUAUAUAGGGUGCAUAUAUGUGUACACAUGUGCAAUACACGCUAUUUGAGCAAUCUAUUACUGUGACUAUUAAUCAUUAAAAAUUGCUGUCCCUUUGAA
Molecule: messenger RNA, 8512 nt
Organism: Megalobrama amblycephala (Wuchang bream)
Lineage: Eukaryota; Metazoa; Chordata; Actinopteri; Cypriniformes; Xenocyprididae
Gene: hdac5
Product: histone deacetylase 5
Exons: 25
Coding region: 1160-4570 (1136 amino acids)
Biological process (GO): chromatin organization; negative regulation of transcription by RNA polymerase II
Cellular component (GO): histone deacetylase complex
Molecular function (GO): histone deacetylase activity
Source: RefSeq, a predicted model, not a curated record